GCUUAUUACAUAGCUUAUUUCUUUUGAAUAUUAUUUCCUUUUCAGCCCUAUUUUGUCAUCUGUGAAUAUCAGGUUCAUUGUGAACAUUACCUAAGUACCUACACAAAGAUAGCUUAUAAGAGUAAGCUCUGCCCCUGUUCUAGUGACAUGUGAUGCUAUGACAACCUCAAAACUACACAUGACAUAUUAUAGUCACUUGCUGCCUAAAAUGAUCGCUAUAUUGUCCCUUUUCCUAGUAGCCGUUGGUGUCUACUUGUGUUAUCAAUGGUUUCUCCCUAAACCCCUACCAGGAAUCGCGUACAAUCCGGAGGCAACGAGGUCAUUGUUUGGAGAUGCGCCUUCUAUGAGCCGUGAGCUUCAUGCCACUGGUGAAUUUAGCAAGUGGCUGGCUAAGCAAAUUGAAAACGUGAGAUCACCAAUUUGUCAAGUCUUCGUUCGCCCUUUCUCCUUGCCAUGGAUUUUAGUAGGAGAUUACCAAGAGUGCCAGGAUAUUUUGAUGAGACGGCCAGAGUUCGACAAGGCUGGGUACUUGAUUGAUGGCUUGCAAGGUCUAGGCGACUUUCAUGCUCGGUACAAGACGAAUGGUGAUUUUAGAGCCCGUCGCCAUCUGAGACAGGACUUGAUGGCACCGAGCUUCCUUCAUAACACUAUGGGCCCUUUCAUGCACUCCGAGGGGAUUAAGUUGAUCAAGCUCUUGGAGAUCCAGACGAACCUUGCUAAUGGGCGGCCUUUCUCUAUCUUGUCGGAUUAUUGGCACACUGCUCUUGAUGUAAUGACUUAUUACGCAUUUGGUGGCAAUAUGAACGAUCCCGCAUUGGACCCUCAGUUGGAACUGAUUUCAAAGAUACGACCAUCUGAAAUUCCUGAGGGGCAUGUCGACGAGCCAGUAACAUUUCCCGAGGCCCCUCUAAGCGAAUUUCUCCUAGCAGUCCAGGACGCCCCUCGUGUUUUGGAGAAGACAGCGGUCUCCUGGGUUCCAAAGCUUAGUUUUUGGUGGUGGAAACGUCAAGCCUGGGUCAAGACGAUUUUCUUCCAUAAGGAUCGGGUUCUUCCGCAACAGCUCAGGAAGGCGUUUGAAGUCUACAAGGCGGGCAAGGUCCAGUCUGCACUCGAACACAUCAUCAUGCGAGAGGGAAUGGCAGCAGAAAAGGAGGGACGUCAACCCCAGUUCAUAACCCAAAGCAUCGCGGACGAAAUAUUUACCGAUGUAAUAUCUGGACAUCAUACCACUGGCGGAGUCAUGGCCUGGAUGACUAAGUACCUAACCGAUUAUCCUUACGUCCAGUCGAAACUCCGUGAUGCCUUGUACUCCGCGAUCCCCGAAGCGGUGCGAGAAAAACGACUGCCCACAUUCGAAGAAUUAAGGCACGCUCGAAUACCCUACCUCGAGGCGGUGAUCGAAGAGACAAACCGACUGACCCCUUUUACUAUUGUGAGGGAGGCAGCACGCGAUACCGAAAUCUUGGGCCGUAGGGUCCCAAAGGGCUGUCAGGUCUUUAUGGUCAACGCCGGACCCGGCUUCCUGUCGCCAUCAAUCCCCGUAGACGACGUUUUACGGAGUCCAACGUCUAAGGCCGCCAAGUCUAGAGGUAAAUGGGACGAGACGAAGGACCUAAAGACCUUCGAACCAGAACGAUGGCUUAUCCACAACGAAGAUGGCGGUGUUGAAUUUAACAGUACCGCGGGACCUCACCUUAAUUUUGGUGCGGGCAUUCGGCAAUGCUGGGGUAGGAAGAUGGCGCACUUGGAAAUCAGAACAGUUAUGGCCUUGGUGAUUUGGAAUUUUGAGUUGCAGGAGAUUCCUGAGCAGCUCGGGGGUUACGCCGGAUACGAUGGAAUCGCACGCGAACCACAGAAGGCUUUUGUGAGACUGAGAAAAUUAAGCCCUUAAUCAGCAUUUAUAUGUACAUUCAUAUGUCACAGUCUAGAGCCACUAGUGGCUCACAUACAUGGCCUUGGCCUUACCCCUAUGUGAGGCUACUUUCGUUUAACCGUCCACCUCUGCAACAUCGUGCGGGUUCAUCUGGCGGUAGCGAUACCAUCCAAAUUAAUUGAAAGAGUUAUCAUAUAAUUUUUCGUCGACUCUUAUGCCCAUAGUCAACUUUUAUUAUGUAGUUGCCAACUGAUUACUCUGGCAGGGGUCCGUCGGACAGUUUCUUCCUUAGGAGGUACAUUGCGCAUCUUUAAUGUCUACCAGGUUAGCGAAGACC
This is a messenger RNA of Annulohypoxylon truncatum, 2210 nucleotides long. Its product is annotated as cytochrome P450. The coding region runs from base 158 to 1891 and encodes 577 amino acids. The record is from RefSeq and is a predicted model, not a curated record. The transcript is spliced from 2 exons. NCBI's taxonomy places the organism in Eukaryota, Fungi, Ascomycota, Sordariomycetes, Xylariales, Hypoxylaceae. Gene Ontology annotation, molecular function: oxidoreductase activity, acting on paired donors, with incorporation or reduction of molecular oxygen; iron ion binding; heme binding.